This is a messenger RNA of Bipolaris sorokiniana ND90Pr, 2376 nucleotides long. RefSeq lists its product as uncharacterized. The record is from RefSeq and is a predicted model, not a curated record. Gene Ontology annotation, cellular component: nuclear exosome (RNase complex); nucleolus. The coding region runs from base 1 to 2376 and encodes 791 amino acids. Gene Ontology annotation, biological process: exonucleolytic trimming to generate mature 3'-end of 5.8S rRNA from tricistronic rRNA transcript (SSU-rRNA, 5.8S rRNA, LSU-rRNA); nuclear polyadenylation-dependent rRNA catabolic process; nuclear polyadenylation-dependent CUT catabolic process. Gene Ontology annotation, molecular function: nucleic acid binding; 3'-5'-RNA exonuclease activity; nucleotide binding. NCBI's taxonomy places the organism in Eukaryota, Fungi, Ascomycota, Dothideomycetes, Pleosporales, Pleosporaceae. The transcript has 3 exons.
AUGGACUCCUUUAAAACGCUGCAGACAGAGAUCUCGGCCGCGCUCAAACCAACCACCAGGUCUGCCGCUGCCAUUGGCAAGGCAGACAUCCCUUUCCAAAGGUCGCUAAAUCCCGAGGCUGGCACCCAGUUGGACGCCCAAAAUGCGCGCCUCCUUCACCUCGCGCAGCGCCUUCUCCAGAAUGCUGCUGCGAGCUCGGACGCUGUAGGUCCCAAGCUACCCGAUGUCGAAGCCAUAGACGCCAAUUGGAGGGGGGUUGUUGAUGUCAUCGACAGCUUGCUUGAGAAGGCCGACACCAGUCUGGAUGAGUACACCGGCGUGGUCAAGCGGUUGAGUCCGGCUAGUGAACAGGCCGCCGUGAAGCCCCGCCCCAACAUUGCCGACAGGAAGAUCAUUCCAAAGCCGCAGCUCCAGUUUGAGCACGUGCCGACCAACGACGAGACUGGUGGCUUCCGCCCACUCGCCACAUCCAAGCCACACGCGAAGAUUCCCUUGGAAGAAUGUCUGAAGACAUUCAGGGACAAGCGCGGACGGGAACAAUACCCGCAUCCCUACCAAACAGAAAUCGAAGAGUACGAAUACCCAGCAAACGUCUACGAAUACGCCGAGCCGCAGCAAUAUAAGCCUUUUGAAUCCACAACCGCAACUCUAGUCGACACGCCUGAAGCGCUGGCUACCAUGCUCUCUGAGCUGAAGACAGCAAAGGAAAUCGCCGUGGAUCUUGAACACCAUGACAAUCGCUCCUAUAUUGGCAUGGUUUCGUUGAUGCAGAUAAGCACUCGCGACAAGGACUGGAUAGUGGAUACACUGAAACCUUGGCGGCGGAAGUUGGAGUGCUUAAAUGAAGUCUUUGCGGAUCCCAGCAUUCUCAAAGUUUUACAUGGUGCUUACAUGGAUAUUAUGUGGCUGCAGCGCGAUCUGGGACUCUACAUUGUUGGCCUCUUCGAUACCUACCAUGCUGCCCGAGCACUGGGCUACCCUGGCGCCAGUUUAGCCUACUUGCUCGAGAGACACGUCAAGUUCACAGCCCAGAAACAGUACCAACUUGCAGAUUGGCGCAUAAGACCGCUCAGCCCAGAGCUCUUCGAAUACGCACGCGCAGAUACUCAUUUCCUUCUCUACAUCUAUGACAACAUGCGCAAUGAGCUGGUUGAGAAGUCCGACUUUUCGAACCCCGACAAGAACAAGGUCCAUGAUGUACUUGAAAAAUCCAAGGAGACAUCAUUACAGCGGUAUGAACACCCUAUCUACGACAGCGAAACAGGACUCGGAUCUAGCGGCUGGUAUAAGCUUAUCUCGCGAACCCCGGUUCAAUUCACUCCUGAGCAAUUUGCCGUCUUCCGGGCGGUGCAUAGAUGGAGGGACGAUCUCGGAAGGAAAGAAGAUGAGAGCCCGCUAUUUAUCAUGCCAAAUCACGCCGUAUUCUCUGUAGCCCGCGCAAUGCCAGCAGACAAGGCCGCACUCUUCAACGCCAUACAACACGUUUCACACAUUAUCCGAUCCCAUGCAGAAGAGCUUGUUGGCGUAGUUGUAGAGGCCAAGAAAGAAGGUCUGCAUGGGCCAGAAUUACACACAACACUUCAGACUAUUGAAGACAUGCUAAAAGCAGAAAGAGCUGGACCAGAAACUGCAGUAGAAACAAUGAAGAAGGCUCCAGCCACAGUUGGCCAAACCACGUCACUAGCCCGAGGGAUUCAUACCUCUGCUGCUCGGGCUCCAGGUUCAGAGUUCUGGGGCAAGCUGUGGAAAAAGGACGCGGCCUCGCAGCCAACGCAACAUCUUUCUACAAUCGAUAUUGACCUUGCCCUUCCCUUACCACCUCUGACAGCACAAGUCUUUGCCGACGCAAACGGAACCGCCACAUCUACACUAAAGGCCGAGAAACCGCAACACACCUUUGUACCAAAGGAGAUGAGACCGGCGGAAGAUCAACAAACCGACACAUUUGUUGUGAAGCACUUGGGCGGAGGAAAGAAACGAAAGCGAGGUGACGCUCAGGAGCAAGCACCUUCUUUACAGUCUCUCGAUUCAAUGACGCGGGACGAAAUUAUGCUGGACGCACCUGAAGAAAGCUCAGAAGCCAUACAGGCCCGGGAAAAGGCUGCAAGGAAAGCUGCAAGGAAACAGAAGAAGAAGGAAGAAGCCGCUGCCCAAGCUGCAGCACGCAACGGUGAUGAGGCUGUCUUUGAUUAUGCAAAUGCUAAGUCAGUGCUGCAUGCUGAAGACGAGGACCCGAAAGCGAAGAAGAAGGACAAGAAAGACAAAAAGAAGAAGAAGGCAGGGUUCACAGCAUUUGCAGGCAUGGCGGAUGCUCCCAAGGGAUUGCCGAGGGCGCAAAAGGAGGUUGCGGGCCGGAGCAAAACGUUCAAAUCUUGA